AUGGCGACAAACAUUCAUGCAGUUUUGUCGACGGUUCUGAUCGUCAGCUACGUGUGCGGUUUGAGGAUUGCUGAGUUUCCAGUGAGGCAUUCAGUAAGAUGGCUCAGUCUUUCAUACAUAGGAUUAAAGUUCGAUCAAGUCAACGAACAACUCCGCAAACUGGCCGAUGACGAAUCCAUCGACCAUGACAAGUGCAAAACAAAGCUGGCUUGGGAGAGUUCUGUUUUGCACACGCAACGACACAAUUUCCCGAACUCCCUAGACAGCGAGUCUAUCACGUGGAUCGUAAUACAUCUGCAUCUAGAGUUACGCAAAACAUCACGCGAGAUAAACUCGAUGUACGGAAUAGAGACGACGGUCAAGAUGACGUGUUACAUCGUUUUUAUAAUACAGAUCUGUCAGGAAAUUUUCGAUAUAAUAAUCAACCAUGAAAUCAACGGGUUUCAAACUAAUAUCGGCCUUGUUCUAUGCAUAUCCUGGGUCCUUUCGUACUUCUCCAAACUCUUCCUGAUCAAUUACACGUACGAGAGUGUCAGCGCUAAGGUAUCGACUCUAUUAACAAUUUGCAAAAGUUCAUCGGAUCGAAUAUAGAUUCAUUGGCUCACAUGCUGGUUGCUCAUUUUACAAACUUAGAACCAAAUGAUUAUAUAAAAAGUGGCAAAAAAUGGUGACAGAUAUUUCGAGUGAA
Molecule: messenger RNA, 688 nt
Organism: Odontomachus brunneus
Lineage: Eukaryota; Metazoa; Arthropoda; Insecta; Hymenoptera; Formicidae
Exons: 3
Coding region: 1-591 (196 amino acids)
Biological process (GO): sensory perception of taste
Cellular component (GO): membrane
Source: RefSeq, a predicted model, not a curated record